CAUCUAUUGUAUAGGCCGCGGACCAUAUGCACGAUGAAGCGUAUCCAUACACCGUAAUACCAGAUUUAGUGGACCAUUUUAUCGACCUUUUAGUAGGUCGGAGUCGAAAAUCUAGAUAAGGGCUUUUAAGAAGAAGAAAAAUAAUCGAGAGAAGAACAGAGAAGUGUUUAAUCGGUUAUAAUAUAGGUUAUGUAUAACCUGUAUAACACUUGGUAUCACGACGUUUUAGAAGACGCUAUUAUUGUUCAUUACAUUUGACGUUGCCCCGAACUCGACGAUUUACUGGUGUGCGCAACGAUAAACGGUUAUGAAGUUUUACUGCUAUAUCGAGAUCCACGACAGAACAUUAUCUGUCUGCUCGCAGAGAAGAUCACAGUCGAUCGUGGCAUUCACUAAGAAAUCAGUCGAAGAUGACUUAUACCUGUAUCUGCAGACACGACAGAACAAACAAGGCAUCAAGUACCAGAUUGUUAAUAAUGUAGAACAAGUGUUCACAAAGUUUAUCGCCGAUGGCAAAGUUACAAUAAGACUGAUACAACCUUGUCACGAUCUGAUAAUUCAGAGUGAUUCAAUUCAAUUGAAAAGCUUUCUUCGUAUAUUGAAUCAAAUAAUAAAUAGACAUUCUCAGCAUGAUGUUCUCAUAAACCAGUAUACAGUUAUGCCUAAUGUGUUUUUCAACUCGAAUCAAUUCUCCCUGGGAAAAGUCAAAGUGGUAGUGAAGAAAAAGUCUGAGUAUCCAACCUUACAGGGUUUCCCAAGAACUACAGAGCAACUAAUUUUAAGUGGACUGAGCAGAAAGUCAUUUGAUCGGCAAAUUUUGCAUUUGCAAAGUUUAAGAAUUCUGGAUUUGUCAGACAAUAACAUCUCCUAUUUACCAAAGGAGCUAGGCACCUUACCUCAUCUUCAACAACUUCUACUGUCACAAAAUAAUCUUGGAAAAUCACCUAGAUUGAAGUGGAAAUGGCUAGAACAAACUGCCAUUAAGCACAAUUUGCAUUUCUUAGAUAUAAGUAGUAAUUCACUAACUGAAUUGCCAAUACAGAUUAGAAACCUAAAUGCCUUGGUACAUCUAAAGGUUAGCCAAAAUGCAUUGACACAUCUACCACAUAAUAUUAGAACUCUACGAAACCUGAGAAUUUUGGAUGUAGCAAAAAACCGUUUGUUGUAUUUACCAGUGACCAUCACACAUCUGCGAUUACAGCUUUUAGAUAUUACAGAGAAUUCGUUUACUAACGACAUUAAAAAUUAUGUGUAUGGAAACGAUAGUACAAUGACAGUAAGGAUGAAAAGUCUUGUCGAAUGGUCAGCUAAGAGCAUUCUGAAGUCUAGGAUAAUGUAUGAUGCAAGUAUAAUACCAUAUACAUUGGUGGAUUAUUUGGAUGAAGCAAAAUGCUGCCACUUAUGUAGAAUUGCUUGUUUUAAUUGUUACACAAGGAAACUGAUAUAUGUACCUCUAUCAUGUGCCGAGAUAAAAAAGUCGAUGCAUACAGCUUUUAAAUUUGAAGCUUAUUUCUGUUCGUCACUUUGUGCUAAAUAGCCUCUAUUUCUAUAAGUAGACUGCCAACUUCGCCUCUUUGAAGACAGCGCUGGGCAGCGACAUAUUUGAAUUCUCUCGCUCACACAUGUAUAAAUUACAUGGAUAAAUUCACACGAUACUCACAGACAAGACGCACACAUAUAGGAACUAAACAAGGACAUCUCGGAAUCAGAUUCAUCUCUUUCUAUCACAUUGAGUCAGCAGUCUAUUUAUAUAAGUCUUACUACUGA
Molecule: messenger RNA, 1767 nt
Organism: Mycetomoellerius zeteki
Lineage: Eukaryota; Metazoa; Arthropoda; Insecta; Hymenoptera; Formicidae
Gene: Lrr47
Product: Leucine-rich repeat 47
Exons: 5
Coding region: 308-1537 (409 amino acids)
Cellular component (GO): cytoplasm
Molecular function (GO): protein binding
Source: RefSeq, a predicted model, not a curated record